Messenger RNA from Colletotrichum abscissum, 588 nucleotides. RefSeq lists its product as uncharacterized. NCBI's taxonomy places the organism in Eukaryota, Fungi, Ascomycota, Sordariomycetes, Glomerellales, Glomerellaceae. The coding region runs from base 1 to 588 and encodes 195 amino acids. The record is from RefSeq and is a predicted model, not a curated record. The transcript has a single exon.
AUGCUCCUCAUCCUCAUCCUUCUGGCGGGCCAAGGUUCCUAUGGAAAGCUCCCCGACGUUGGAGCCCGCCAACCCUGUGCUUGCGCAUGUGUCUGUGCCUGUCAGACAGCUCCCUGGUUCUCUUCUCACAAGCGAUCCUUUUCCUCGAGCCAAGUCCGGCAUCUAUAUCACCAAAUACUACUGCAGGCCACCAUUGGCUCGAACGUCAGACCCUUCGAUUGGGGCGACAGGCGGAAGAAGGGUGGGCGGGUACUAUGGAAUUCAAUGCACUGUGGGCAAGGCCGCUUCGCAAGAAACGGGGACUAUGAAGCCGGUCCAUGUCAACGUUGCAACGGUUGGACGUCAAGGAUGUUCUGCAGUACACUACUACGUAGACGGCGCUCUCUCCCGCCCCUCCAGCACCAGCCUGUGUGCCUGUCUUGUCUUUUUUGGCAACCUUGCUCAACCGAACGCACGGUAGGUUGCGCUAACCAGCCAGUGGCAGCAGAAUACCACUAUCAAGGCACUCGUGUACAGUACGGAUAUGGUUGGGAAUCUCUCAAUUGUUCCUCGUGCUGGUGGUGUUUCUUCUGCCCACUCUCUACUUGA